This is a messenger RNA of Saccostrea cuccullata (small rock oyster), 3118 nucleotides long. RefSeq lists its product as uncharacterized. The record is from RefSeq and is a predicted model, not a curated record. NCBI's taxonomy places the organism in Eukaryota, Metazoa, Mollusca, Bivalvia, Ostreida, Ostreidae. The transcript has 12 exons. The coding region runs from base 734 to 1702 and encodes 322 amino acids.
GGAUGUGGAUAGGGAGAUACGAAUAUGGAAACAUAGUGAAUUAUCACUUCUCCAUGGUACCCCUAGUUAAUAGAGAUGGACAUGAAAAAUGACGAUUCUGAUAUAUCUGAAUGGAACGAUUCUAAGCUAUAAAAUCGAUUUAUUGUUUUAGUAUUAUCUCACAACACUUGGGCACGUCCAGUUUUCAGGAAAACUGUUUCCCUCGGGGAACCAUAAAUUUGCUAUUUCCCACUUACCUAUUCCCUAAUUAUAUAAUAUCAAAUGUUCAAAAGUUAUUCUUAAGAAUACGUUUGGCUAAGGUCUGCUCUGUUAAUUAAAGGUUUGCGUAUUAUUGAUUUCAAAACCCUUGAAAGGCUUUAUAAAAAUAUCACUUUAUCAAGUCUGGUAACUUGAAGUCAACUCCCUUUUAAAAAUCUAUAAUUCAUUAUAGAAUAUUUUAUUUAACUAUAGUUUUUUCUUUGAUUGUUUGAAUUACUUUGAAUGGUUACUUAAGAAGUUUUAAAACUAUUAGAGGCUCAAUAUUUCUCAUGAUUCAUAAUAAAUGUUGGAAGUCCAUUAUAUUUAGCAUGAACAUAAGAGUAAUAUUUUCUUUUACAAUACGAAAAAUUGCUUGUAUGCAAUCAAAAUAAGAAAUAAAAUUUAAAUAAAAAAAAUACAUUGAUGAAUUAUGAUAAAAAAACUUUGAUUAACUAAAUUAAAACCCAUUGUCUUGUACAAAAGUAAUAUUAUUUUUAUGAAGCUAUUGGUCACUUUUGUAUUUUUUUCAGAUAUGGACAUGGAAAGUGAUUAUUCCGAUAUACCUGAAUGGGAAAAAUCUGAGCUUUCCGAUUCAGAUGAGAUGGACAUGAAAAGUGACGAUUCCGAUAUUCCUGAAUGGAACGAUUCUGAGCUAUCCGAUUCAGAUGAAAUGGACAUGGAAACUGACAAUUCCGAUAUUCCUGAAUGGAACGAUUCUGAGCUAUCCAAUUCAGAUGGGAUGGAUAUCGGCAGUGAUGACAGUUAUGAUUCAGGAAUACACGAACCUAAUGAUUUUCAUCUGCCUUUUUCUAACUUCACCACGGCAUCUCCAGUUUACAGAAAUAAGUUUGUCGCUAAUGGAAUUAACCGUGAUGGAAGUGUCACUGAUGAAGAUGUUCAGGAGAAUGCUGGUCAAGCUGUCCAAGAAAAUAAAGAAACCCAAGAAGGCAUUGAUAGAAAGGAUCUCCCAAUAGGAGUACCUGCCAGAGGCAUGGAUAACUGCAAUCACAAUGACCCAACAGAACAAGAAACCCUUGGUCUUCAAGGAAAUGCGAUCAUACCAAUUCAGAAAGGAAGAAAUCAACAAGCGUACAGUGCUUCACUUGUUUCAUAUGCUGGAUGUCAACAGGAGAAUAUUAUUCAAGCGGUUCAAGAGACUGGAGCUGAUGAAGAAACUAAGGAGAAUGAUGGUCAAACAAUCCAAGAGAGUGGAGGAGUACCUGCCAGAGUCAUGGAUAACUGCAAUCACAAUGACCCAACAGAACAAGAAACACUAGGUCUUCAAGGAAAUGCGAUCAUACCAAUUCUGAAAGGAAGAAAUCAACAAGCGUACAGUGUUUCACCUGUUCCAUAUGCUGGAUGUCAACAGGAGAAUAUCAUUCAAGCUGUUCAAGAGACUGGCGUCACUGAUGAAGAAAGCCAGGAGAACGUUGGUAAAGCUUUCCAAAUAGAGUGGAGCAAAUGAUGAAGAAACCCAGGAGAAUAUUGUUAAAGCUAUCCAAGAGAGUGGAGAAGUACUGGGGCAGGGGUAUUCCGAUGUUGAUAAUGAUGAAAGCGAUGAUGCUUCCGAUGGGAAUGCUUCUUCAGAUGCCGAUUCUUGGUCAAGGAUACUGUUCUAUUAAGACACAAGUCUUAAUAGCAAUCAAGAGAUGAACGAAAAAAAAACUUUUGCUAUCGGCCCAGGCCAAAACAUUUAUUAAUUUGUCAUAUGUACUAGGAACACGUGCUUUUGUUUAUUAUGUGCUAAUAAAAGCGACAGUAGCUAUUGGUCAGUAUUUAAAGGCCGAUACCUGUAGAACAGGUGAACAGGUAUUCAAUUGGAUCACGCUUUUAACUCAUUCGAAGGUUUUGCUUUGCGACAUUCACACUCACCCACCCACCCUCUUAAUUCACCCUCUUGUAUUUUGUUUUGAAAAAAAAGUUUAUUUAAACGAUUGAUCAAAUUGCUUUAAUCACUAGAAAAUAAAUGUUUUGUACACAACGGAUUAAUUGUCAAAGAUGGGAAACAAUUUGCUAAGUCGCUCUAGAUAAAUAAAUUUUAUGUAAAAUUUUAUAUAAAUGUAAGAUUGUGUAUUGGUACCUAUUAGCUACAUAUAGUCACAAUGUGUUUACAGACAAUUCUAACUUACAUUUAUUUUGCAUAGGUUUUACUUAAACUAGUCGAUUAAUUGUACAUUAUAAUUUAGGACACUUGCGUAAGUUUGUGAGAAUGAGUCCGCCAUUCAUUUUGUUUACCUCGUAAUUGCUGCGGACUUACAGGUUUCCAUAGUUUUUUCAACAUAAAUCGAUGUUGUUUUUUAUCUAUGGUUUUUCCUGGGCGGCGAGGGAAGCAUAAUUAUAUUCAUACAUGUUUUAUUUUAUGUUUUUAAUCAGUGAAGUGAGGAAAUAUAAAAGCAUUGUGUUAAAAUGCAUUUUGUACUGUGAUGUGUGAUUAAUUAUUUUUUGAUAUAUUGUAGAAGGAAGGUAGAGAAUCGGUACCAUUGAAGACUUGUGUUUUGUAAAUGGAUACGUCUAAUAAAUACUGGCAAGCAAGCGCUUCUAUUCCUAUAUAGACAAGUGUUCUUGUUUUGAUUGUAAAUAAUUUAUGUUUGUUUGAGUGAAACGCAUUAGAACAUAAAUGCUGUUUAAUAAAUACUGCAUGCUUCAUAAAUUUUGCUACAGUAUCUUACUUCUUAAUUCUGCUUAAUUGUACUUUACUGACAAAACAAAACAUCUUUCAACAAGUGUUAAUAACCAUGAUUUUAUGUUUCUUUCUGGAUUGUAAACCUGUGACUCUCAAUAUGUAACUCUUCUUUACUUACAACUGUUUUGUACUUAUAAGUAGAAUUUCUUCAUAAAUAGAGAACAUGCAGAACAAAAGUCUUUUUCAUUAAUAAUUGUU